CCUCGCCCGGGGCGCUCCGGCCGCGGUCAGCUAGGGGCGCGGGCCGGCCCGCGGCGGCGGCAUGAAAGUGACGGUGUGCUUCGGGAGGACCCGGGUGGUCGUGCCGUGCGGGGACGGCCACAUGAAAGUUUUCAGCCUCAUCCAGCAAGCGGUGACCCGCUACCGGAAGGCCAUAGCCAAGGAUCCAAACUACUGGAUACAGGUGCAUCGCUUGGAGCAUGGAGAUGGGGGGAUACUUGACCUUGAUGACAUUCUCUGUGAUGUAGCAGAUGACAAAGACAGACUGGUAGCAGUGUUUGAUGAGCAAGAUCCACACCAUGGAGGUGAUGGCACCAGUGCCAGCUCCACGGGUACCCAGAGCCCAGAGAUAUUUGGUAGUGAGCUUGGCACCAACAAUGUCUCGGCCUUUCAGCCCUAUCAAGCAACCAGUGAAAUUGAAGUCACACCUUCAGUCCUUCGUGCAAAUAUGCCCCUUCAUGUACGACGAAGCAGUGACCCAGCGCUAAUUGGCCUCUCCACUUCUGUCAGUGAUAAUAAUUUUUCCUCUGAAGAGCCUUCAAGAAAGAACCCCACACGGUGGUCCACCACAGCUGGCUUCCUCAAGCAGAACACCACUGGGAGUCCUAAAACCUGCGAUAGGAAGAAAGAUGAAAACUACAGAAGCCUCCCACGGGAUACUAGUAAUUGGUCUAACCAAUUUCAGAGAGACAAUGCUCGCUCAUCUCUCAGUGCCAGUCACCCAAUGGUGGACAAGUGGCUGGAGAAGCAAGAACAGGAUGAGGAUGGAACAGAAGAAGAUAACAGCCGUGUGGAACCUGUUGGACAUGCCGACACUAGUUUGGAGAAUAUACCCAACUUUUCUCUGGAUGAUAUGUUAAAGCUCGUAGAAGUCUCCAACGAUGGAGGGCCUCUGGGAAUCCAUGUAGUGCCUUUCAGUGCUCGAGGCGGCAGAACCUUGGGGUUAUUAGUAAAACGAUUGGAGAAAGGUGGGAAAGCUGAACAAGAAAAGCUUUUUCAUGAGAACGAUUGCAUUGUCAGGAUUAAUGAUGGCGACCUUCGAAAUAGAAGAUUUGAACAAGCACAACAUAUGUUUCGCCAAGCCAUGCGUACACCCAUCAUGUGGUUCCAUGUGGUUCCGGCGGCAAAUAAAGAGCAGUAUGAACAACUAUCCCAAAGCGAGAAGAACAAUUACUAUUCAAGCCGCUUCAACACUGACAGCCAGUAUAUUGACAGCAAGAGUGUGAACAGCACAGGGCUCCACGCAGGGCAGAGACCACCCAGACUGAACUACCCACCCGAGCAGAUAGACUCUCACCCACGACUACCUCACAGUACACACCCCUCCGGAAAACCGCCAGCAGCUCCGGCCCCAGCACCUCAGAAUGUAUUUAGUACGAAUGUAAGCAGUGGUUAUAACACCAAAAAAAUAGGCAAGAGGCUUAAUAUCCAGCUUAGGAAAGGUACAGAAGGUUUAGGAUUCAGCAUCACUUCCCGAGAUGUAACAAUAGGGGGCUCAGCUCCAAUUUAUGUGAAAAACAUCCUCCCAAGAGGGGCUGCCAUUCAAGAUGGCCGACUUAAGGCGGGAGACAGACUUAUAGAGGUAAAUGGAGUAGAUUUAGCAGGCAAAUCUCAAGAGGAAGUCGUUUCCCUGUUGAGAAGCACCAAGAUGGAAGGAACUGUGAGCCUUCUGAUCUUUCGUCAGGAAGACGUCUUCCACCCAAGGGAAUUGAAUGCAGAGCCAAGCCAGAUGCAGAUUCCAAAAGAAACGAAAGCAGAAGAUGAGGAUAUUGUUCUCACACCUGAUGGCACCAGAGAAUUUCUGACAUUUGAAGUUCCACUCAAUGAUUCAGGAUCUGCCGGGCUUGGUGUCAGCGUGAAAGGCAAUCGGUCAAAAGAGAACCACGCGGAUUUGGGAAUCUUUGUCAAGUCCAUUAUUAAUGGAGGAGCAGCAUCUAAAGAUGGAAGACUUCGGGUGAAUGAUCAACUGAUAGCAGUAAAUGGAGAAUCCCUGUUGGGCAAGACAAACCAAGAUGCCAUGGAAACCCUAAGAAGGUCUAUGUCUACUGAAGGAAAUAAACGAGGAAUGAUUCAGCUUAUUGUUGCACGGAGAAUAAGCAAAUGCAAUGAGCUAAAGUCACCUGGGAGCCCCCCUGGACCUGAGCUGCCCAUUGAAACAGUGUUGGAUGACAGAGAACGAAGAAUUUCUCAUUCACUCUACAGUGGGAUUGAGGGACUUGAUGAAUCACCCACAAGAAAUGCUGCCCUCAGUAGGAUAAUGGGUGAGUCAGGUAAAUACCAGCUGUCCCCCACCGUGAAUAUGCCCCAAGAUGACACUGUCAUUAUAGAAGAUGACAGGUUGCCAGUUCUUCCUCCACAUCUCUCUGACCAGUCUUCUUCCAGCUCCCAUGAUGACGUGGGCUUCAUGACAACAGAUGCAGGCGCAUGGGCUAAGGCCGCCAUCAGUGAUUCAGCCGACUGCUCUCUGAGUCCAGAUGUUGAUCCAGUUCUUGCUUUUCAACGAGAAGGAUUUGGACGCCAGAGUAUGUCAGAAAAACGCACAAAGCAAUUUUCAGAUGCCAGUCAAUUGGAUUUCGUUAAAACACGAAAAUCAAAAAGCAUGGAUUUAGGUAUAGCUGACGAGACUAAACUCAAUACAGUGGAUGACCAGAAAGCAGGCUCCCCCAGCAGAGAUGUGGGGCCUUCUCUGGGUCUGAAGAAGUCAAGCUCGUUAGAGAGUCUGCAGACAGCGGUUGCUGAGGUGACUUUGAAUGGGGAUAUUCCUUUCCAUCGUCCAAGGCCGCGGAUCAUCCGAGGAAGGGGAUGCAAUGAGAGCUUUAGAGCUGCCAUUGACAAGUCUUACGAUAAACCUGCUGUAGAUGAUGAUGAUGAAGGCAUGGAAACCUUGGAAGAAGACACAGAAGAAAGUUCAAGAUCAGGAAGAGAGUCUGUGUCUACAGCCAGUGAUCUCCCUUCCCAAUCUCUGGAGAGACAAAUGAACGGAAACCAAGAGAAAGUUGACAAGACAGAUAGGAAAAAGGAUAAAACUGGAAAAGAAAAGAAGAAAGAUAGAGAUAAAGAAAAGGAUAAAAUGAAAGCCAAGAAGGGAAUGCUGAAGGGCCUGGGAGACAUGUUCAGGUUUGGCAAACAUCGAAAAGAUGACAAGAUUGAGAAAACGGGUAAAAUAAAAAUGCAGGAAUCCUUUACAUCAGAAGAGGAGAGGAUACGAAUGAAGCAGGAACAGGAGAGGAUUCAAGCCAAAACGCGAGAGUUUAGGGAGCGGCAAGCUCGUGAGCGUGACUACGCUGAAAUUCAAGAUUUCCAUCGGACAUUUGGCUGUGACGAUGAGUUACUCUAUGGGGGAAUGUCUUCCUAUGAAGGUUCCCUAGCUCUCAACCCCAGACCCCAGAGUCCACGGGAAGGGCACAUGAUGGAUGCUUUGUACGCCCAAGUAAAGAAGCCACGGAAUUCCAAACCUUCAUCUGUAGACAGUAACAGAUCAACUCCUAGCAACCAUGAUCGGAUACAGCGUCUGCGGCAAGAAUUUCAGCAAGCAAAGCAGGAUGAAGAUGUAGAAGAUCGGCGUCGAACCUACAGCUUUGAACAGCCCUGGCCGAACUCCAGACCGUCUGCACAGAGUGGCCGGCACUCGGUGUCUGUGGAGGUGCAGAUGCAGCGGCAGCGGCAGGAGGAGCGGGAGAGCUUCCAGCAGGCCCAGCGCCAGUACAGUUCCCUGCCUCGGCAAAGCAGGAAGAACGCCAGUUCAGUCUCCCAGGAUUCUUGGGAGCAGAACUACUCCCCUGGAGAAGGCUUCCAGAGUGCCAAAGAGAACCCCCGGUACUCCAGUUACCAGGGCUCCAGAAAUGGCUACCUGGGAGGACACGGCUUCAAUGCCAGGGUCAUGCUGGAAACUCAGGAGCUCCUUCGCCAGGAACAGAGACGGAAAGAGCAGCAGAUGAAGAAGCAGCCUCCUCCCGAGGGGCCCAACAGCUAUGACUCAUAUAAGAAAGUCCAGGACCCCAAUUACGCCCCUCCCAAGGGGCCCUUCCGGCAAGACGUACCCCCGUCCCCUUCUCAGGUUGCUAGGCUGAACAGACUUCAGACUCCCGAGAAAGGGAGGCCCUUUUAUUCCUGAGCAGGGGAAUGGAUGCUUCGUGUCAUGCAAUAAAAGACAUUUUCCUAUGAAGACUUGUAUUUUGGGAGCUUUUUUAAAACCUCAGAUGGUACUAUGGAAUAUUUCUGUUGUUGGUAUCAGUGCCUUUAAGCAGUAUGGGCAAAGAAAUGGAAGAAGGCCUUAAUGUCUUUGCCAUGAUGUCUCAAGUGUCUGUUUCAUGGGAGGAUUUCCCACCAUCUGACAAUCAUCUGUCUGAAGCAUUCACGUGCUCUGCAUCUCUCUGGAAUACCAGGAGUCCUGGCCCAACUCAUGAGAUGUCCACAGCUUGGUCAUCACAGCCCCGUUCAACUCGUGGAGACAAAUGAAUUUGAAGUCGAGGAUGAUGUGUGUCCCAGUUUUCCCUCUGCAUUCUCCUAGCUAUGAGGUGACAUCUCAGUCUCUGAUGGAUAAAAGUGGACGCUUUCUGGUACUUCCCAAUUCAGCCGUUUGUAUGACUUUGUAAUCAGUGUGGUUUUGCCUUUUCUUUCUCAGCUCCUUGUCACAGGAAAGUUCCAUUUUCCUAUUAAAGAAGCUAAGCCAUAUUCCAGCACUGUUUGGUCACCAUGGGGUCUUUUUGUAACUGCCUUAUAACCCAACAUUACCAAUAAAGUGAUGAUUCUGGUCUGUGUUUAUAAAUACACUUGUUUAGUCAGUUCCUGAUGCGGGUGUUGAGUCAGCACAGCUCUGCGUAGGGAAUGUGGGAGACGGGGGCGACCCCUGAUGGGACGGCCUCAGCCCACCCAUCAGCCUGCAGGUGGCAUGACAUGGGAGCUCAGAAAAGAAUUCUCCUAGGAUGAGCUCCUGGCCCAGUAUAUAACCAGUAAUUAUUUCAUUUAGUUUUUAUCUUGACAGGUUGGCAGGAAGGGUAUAGAGUGGGACAAAGACAAAUCAGUCAUUUUGGGGUUCUGGAAAUGGCUGUGCUCUAUGCAGUUUUCAAAGCCGUUUGGCAUCGAUGCUUGUCUAACCCAACUACCUACUGUAUCGCUGCCUGGCAGUGCCAUGUGGCUAAAUAAUUCGCCAUGAAACAUAAAACAUACACAGGGAAGAAGCUGUUACACAUCACACAUAAUAUUUCAAUGUCCCAAAACACUGGUGACAAAAAGAUUGUUCUCGUGUCAAUAUUUCAGUGCGUAUGCGGGUCUCAAGGCCCACGGUCUUCCCCAUUCCUGUCUGUUGGCCUGAAUGUCCUGUAUUGUAAACCAAGGCUGGGUUGCUAAAAUGCCUGCAAAUCCUGAUGUGAAAAAAAAAAAAAAGUUUGAGGUGAAGCUCAGCAUACCAGAUAUUAACAAAAGGAAAAGAAAAAAGACAUGUAUGGUUAUGUCUAUUUUUUUUUUUUUACUGGCAUACUAUAUUUUUGCGUCAAUUUGUUUUUGGAAAUGAUGUGAUGCGUCCACACUCAUACCGGUGUCUCUUUUGCAUUUCUGUGUCAUGGUUCAAAUCGUUAAUAAUAUGCAGCAAUGUCUAAAUGUGUUACUGAUAUGCGCACAGUGACCUUGGGUGACAGUGGCUCUUUCUCACAGCCUGCCCUAAGCUGUGAGAAACAGCUUUCCCUGUAUAUAUGCGACUUCUAAUAAAAAGCAUAUUUCUUCCUGUU
Messenger RNA from Carlito syrichta (Philippine tarsier), 5744 nucleotides. RefSeq names its product par-3 family cell polarity regulator (gene PARD3). The transcript has 25 exons. The coding region runs from base 62 to 4132 and encodes 1356 amino acids. Gene Ontology annotation, molecular function: phosphatidylinositol binding; protein binding. Gene Ontology annotation, cellular component: apical plasma membrane; cell cortex; adherens junction. The record is from RefSeq and is a predicted model, not a curated record. Gene Ontology annotation, biological process: microtubule cytoskeleton organization; establishment of cell polarity; establishment of centrosome localization. NCBI's taxonomy places the organism in Eukaryota, Metazoa, Chordata, Mammalia, Primates, Tarsiidae.